UCCAGCUUCACAUUCACAUGUCGCACUUUUUCUAAAUAGAAGAAAAACUUUAUGAACUGAAAUCUAUAUUUUAAAAACAUAAAUUAAAAAUGUUAAAAAGUGUCUUCGCCGCAAAUUUAAACCUCUUAAAAAAUGCUGUUCCACUUCAACAACAAAUAAGAACAACAUUCAUUUUAAAGAGAAAAUAUGAACCGCUUUUACAUAAGAAGAAUCAUCAACCGCGAAAGCUUCGAGCUAAGCAUUUUAUAUACGACCUAGUUGAGGAUACAACAAUUAAAAAACAACCUAAUUUAGAAGUUGUGCUUAAAACAUUCGUCGAAGGAGUUGGCGACAAGGGCGAUGUUGUUUCUAUGCGACCGACUUUUGUAUAUAACAAAUUGCUCCUGCCGGGAUUGGCGGUGUAUAAAAAUGAGGAGAAUGUCAAAAAGUAUGCAAAAACCGAAGAAGAUAAAACUGAAGUUUUACAUAGUUCCCCAUUUGCUCAGAGGACUGUCAAUAUGUUGGAAAAUAUGACACUGGCAGUUGUCAUGAACAAGGAUCAACCUUGGGAAAUUAAACCAUGGCAUAUAAGAACCUCUCUUAGGAAAGCCGGCUACUAUGUCAAAGAUGAAUGUAUAACUAUGCCCGAACAAGCUAUCACUGGGCCCGAUCUAAAAAAGGAGAGCAAGGAUUUCUAUUGCACGAUUACGAUUAAUAAUUUGGAAAAGGCACGUUUGCGAUGCAGGAUUCAUCAUUGGAGUACUGAUCCAAGUGAAAGGCUGCCAUAUGUCUCUGAACAUUGGAAACUUAACGCUGAGCCAGUUUUUGGCACUGCGUCUUCAACGAAAGAUGAAACUAGUGAAUUAAAUAAGUAGAAUGAAGAGAGUAAUAAAACAGAAGAUUUGUUAUGAUAUAUGAAAUCAUCUUUUGGGUUUCAAGUAAGUUCAACUCAAGAGGCUCAAUGCUUAAUGCAAAAGAAUUUUACCUUUUAAGAAUUGAAUGGUUUGAGUACCGAACCUUGACACGAGUAUAAUAUAUAUUUGGUGAAUA
Messenger RNA from Eupeodes corollae, 1029 nucleotides. RefSeq names its product 39S ribosomal protein L9, mitochondrial (gene mRpL9). Gene Ontology annotation, molecular function: structural constituent of ribosome. Gene Ontology annotation, biological process: translation. The transcript has 3 exons. Bases 90 to 854 code for a protein of 254 amino acids. Gene Ontology annotation, cellular component: ribosome; mitochondrion. The record is from RefSeq and is a predicted model, not a curated record. Lineage: Eukaryota; Metazoa; Arthropoda; Insecta; Diptera; Syrphidae.